Messenger RNA from Capra hircus (goat), 1397 nucleotides. RefSeq names its product guanine nucleotide-binding protein-like 3-like protein. Gene Ontology annotation, molecular function: GTP binding. The record is from RefSeq and is a predicted model, not a curated record. The coding region runs from base 1 to 1179 and encodes 392 amino acids. Gene Ontology annotation, cellular component: nucleolus. Lineage: Eukaryota; Metazoa; Chordata; Mammalia; Artiodactyla; Bovidae. The transcript has 9 exons.
AUGAGCUCCAACUGUGGCUUUCAAGGCCAGUACCAGCAUCAGGUCAAAAACUGUUUCCAGAAUCGCUGCAGUGUGCCAGUGGAUCAAGCCUCUGAGUCACUGCUGAAAAGCAAAGCCUGCUUUGGAGCUGAAAACCUCAUGAGGGUUCUGGGGAACUAUUGCCGCCUUGGUGAAGUGCGCACCCAUAUCCGUGUGGGCGUUGUGGGCCUUCCCAAUGUUGGGAAGAGCAGCCUGAUCAAUAGUCUGAAGCGCAGCCGUGCGUGUAGUGUGGGAGCCGUUCCUGGGGUCACCAAGUUCAUGCAGGAGGUCUACCUGGACAAGUUCAUCAGGCUGCUGGAUGCUCCGGGCAUCGUCCCAGGACCCAACUCAGAGGUGGGCACGAUCCUGCGCAAUUGCAUUCACGUGCAGAAGCUGGCGGACCCUGUGACCCCGGUGGAGACCAUCCUGCAACGCUGCAACCUGGAGGAGAUUUCCAGCUAUUAUGGUGUCUCUGGGUUUCAGACCACUGAGCACUUUCUGACUGCAGUGGCCCACCGCUUGGGGAAGAAGAAGAAGGGGGGUGUAUACAGUCAGGAGCAGGCAGCCAAAGCUGUCCUCGCUGACUGGGUGAGCGGGAAGAUCAGCUUCUAUACACUUCCACCCUCCACCCACACUCUGCCUACCCAUCUCAGUGCUGAGAUCGUUAAGGAGAUGACUGAGGUCUUUGACAUUGAGGAUACCGAGCAAGCCAAUGAAGACACCAUGGAAUGCUUGGCCACUGGAGAAUCGGAUGAGCUGUUGGGUGACAUGGACCCGCUCGAAAUGGAUAUCAAGUGGCUCCAUUCUCCGAUGGUGAAAAUAGCAGAUGCCAUGGAAAAUAAAACCACCGUGUAUAAGAUUGGAGAUCUUACUGGGUAUUGCACCAAUCCAAACCGUCAUCAGAUGGGAUGGGCUAAGCGCAAUGUGGACCUUCACCCUAGGAGCAAUAGCAUGGUGGAUGUUUGCCCAGUGGACCGCCGCCCAAUGCUUCAGAGGAUCAUGGAGACAGACCCCCUGCAGCAGGGCCAGGCUCUGGCAUCUGCCAUGAAGAAGAAGAAGAAGAUCCAAAAGCGUGCAGACAAACUUGCCAGCAAGCUGUCUGAUUCCAUGAUGUCCGCUCUUGAUCUCUCUGGCAAUGCUGAUGACAGUGCUGGUGACUGAUCCUCUGAUCUCACCUCCCUCUCCAACUCCAGUUCCAAUGGAAAUAACAGAUGAAAUGGUUUGCUUCUCCCUGAAGCACCUGCAUAUUAAAAGAACCCCUCACCCACUUCCCUUCAUUCUCCAGGAAAAAAAAAGGUCCCAAGUGUCUAAAGCUGACAAACCCAAUACCUUUAUUUAAUCCCUACUCUGUUUACAAGAGAAAUAAAAUAAUCAGAAGA